Blumeria graminis f. sp. triticale is the source of this 303-nucleotide messenger RNA. Lineage: Eukaryota; Fungi; Ascomycota; Leotiomycetes; Helotiales; Erysiphaceae. The record is from the annotation of a GenBank genome assembly.
AUGGUUUACACGAUAACUGUUCAUCUAUACGCCAACGAGAAUCCAGAUUCGAUACCUCUCUUAAAGGCAAAACUAAUUGAAGCUGCUAAAAUUUAUCGCAAAGACAAGGAAACCAUUGACUGGUUCGUUAUGCAAGACGUAAAUGACCCCAGAGCGUUCACAAUAGUAGAACGAUUUGAACAAGAAAGCAGCCAGAAAUAUCACCUCGAAAAUCCCUACUGGAAAACCUUCGAUCCGUACGUGAUCCCGCUUUUGAGCGGAAAAAUGGAUCUACGCAGACAUGAAGAGCUGGACACCAAUUGA